Messenger RNA from Jaculus jaculus (lesser Egyptian jerboa), 3178 nucleotides. It is a transcript of the gene Ttl, whose product is annotated as tubulin tyrosine ligase. NCBI's taxonomy places the organism in Eukaryota, Metazoa, Chordata, Mammalia, Rodentia, Dipodidae. The transcript is spliced from 7 exons. The record is from RefSeq and is a predicted model, not a curated record. Gene Ontology annotation, biological process: protein modification process. The coding region runs from base 53 to 1201 and encodes 382 amino acids.
GUCGCGGGCUUCCUGCGGCGGCUGAGCCCUGGCCGGGCGCGCGCCCAUCGCCAUGUACUCCUUCGUGGUGCGCGACGAGAACAGCAGCGUCUACGCCGAGGUGUCCCGGCUGCUGCUCGCCACGGGCCACUGGAAGAGGCUGAAGCGAGACAACCCCAGGUUCAACUUGAUGCUGGGCGAGCGAAACCGGCUGCCCUUCGGGAGACUGGCCUUUUCUUUCCUUAUAGGUCAUGAGCCUGGGCUGUUACAGCUGGUGAAUUACUACAGGGGGGCGGACAAACUGUGCCGCAAGGCUUCUUUAGUGAAGCUCGUCAAGACAAGCCCAGAACUAUCUGAGUCCUGCAUGUGGUUUCCUGAGUCCUAUGUGAUUUAUCCAAUGAAUCUCAAGGCACCAGUUGCUCCGGCACAGAAUGGAAUCCAGCCUCCAGUCAGCAACUCAAGGACAGAUGAAAGAGAAUUCUUUCUGGCUUCUUAUAACAGAAAGAAGGAGGAUGGGGAGGGCAACAUUUGGAUUGCAAAGUCAUCAGCUGGUGCCAAAGGUGAAGGCAUCCUCAUCUCCUCAGAGGCUUCAGAGCUUCUGGAUUACAUAGACAACCAGGGCCAAGUGCAUGUGAUCCAGAAAUACCUCGAACACCCUCUGCUUCUCGAGCCUGGUCACCGCAAGUUUGACAUUCGAAGCUGGGUCCUGGUGGACCAUCAGUAUAACAUCUACCUCUAUAGAGAGGGUGUGCUUCGAACUGCCUCAGAACCAUAUCAUGUUGAUAAUUUCCAAGACAAGACCUGCCACUUGACCAAUCACUGCAUUCAGAAAGAGUAUUCAAAGAAUUAUGGGAAAUACGAAGAAGGAAAUGAAAUGUUCUUUGAGGAGUUCAAUCAGUACCUAACAAGUGCUUUGAACAUUACCUUAGAAAACAGUAUUUUACUACAAAUCAAACACAUAAUAAGGAGCUGCCUCAUGAGUGUGGAGCCAGCCAUCAGCACCAGGCACCUCCCUUACCAGAGCUUCCAGCUCUUCGGCUUUGACUUCAUGGUGGAUGAGGAGCUGAAAGUCUGGCUCAUUGAAGUCAAUGGCGCUCCUGCUUGUGCGCAGAAGCUCUAUGCAGAAUUGUGCCAGGGAAUCGUGGACAUAGCCAUAUCCAGUGUCUUCCCACCCCCGGAUGUGGAUCACCUGCCACAGCCAGCUGCCUUCAUCAAGCUAUGACAGCUGGGAUGCACAAAGCUGCCUUGGGAAAUGCAUGGGGUCCUGCUCCAGGGGAAGAUGAGGUGACCAGACAGCUCCUUAUCAUGCCAAGACUGGGAACAGACAUGAUGAAGAGAGUGUGAAGGAGGAGGCAGCUCCCAGAGAGUGGAUGAUGCUCUCAACAGUGCUGUGGAGACUUGAGGAAAUGGAAACAAAUGUCUCAGAGGGAGAGCCGAACAUCUGUCUAACUAAAACCAGGGAUUUGGUUUGUUGUCAUCCUUUGAACAGUUUCUGUUCUUAGGCGGCACUGGAAGCAGAGUCACUCCUCCUCGGGAUCCUCUGCUUGGUGUCUUUCCACCUGCCGCAGUCUUAGUGCCUUAGCCUUGUGCCCCAUGUAGCCCCAGUGUCUGGGACACAGACUGGAUGUUAGAGAAUUCUUGAGGUUGCCAUGCAUUUCCGGCUCAUCCACUCUGUAACACUCAACUUGGGACAAGCAUGCACCAACAGUCCUCAUUUAAUGCUGUGCAUCAUCCUCAUGGUGAAGGCCAUGUUCGUGUCCCCUUCCUGAUGGCAUGUGAGUGAACACCUGUGAGGGGUCUUGUGUUCUGGGGACCCAACAGCAUUGCUGCUCUCUGCAUGUUUUAGAAACAAGUAGCAGGUCUGAUGAACCAAUAGCUAUCAAGUAAGCAUGAGAAAGGAAGGAAAUUUUGAUCUACUUAAUGGGUUGGGUUGAUGGGGGUCCUGAAGUAUUAACUUUUCUCAAUUAUCUGGUUUAAUCAGAAUUCUAAAUACAAGUUCUUUUUCAUUUCCCUUCCCCCGCCCCUUCAUCUUUGUAAAAGUUUUCUCUGCAGGUCAGGGAAUGUAGAAGUCCAUGUCCAUCCUCCUCCCCUGGUGGUCCUGGCCAGAUAUAGGUAGCUCUUCAUUUUUUUUUUUUUUCUUUUUGGGGGGUGUCCUUCUUAUACUUCAAGUACCUUCGGGAAGGUUCCAUGCCGGGCAGGAAGGUCCGUCUGCUUGUGCCGCUGGCAUCAGCAGAGGUGAUCUCUGAAUAAGUAGAUGUCUUCCCAAAUGGGGAAGAAGUGGUUUCAGAGCUCUAUACAGCCUGUGUGUCUCAACAAAAGUAUACACUUCGAUGUCGCUUCUAUGGAAUGGAUCCAUUAGUAUUUUGUAAGCUUCUCCAGAGCCCCCAUCACCAGUAGUGGGAAGAUGUUAUUUGUGGUCAGUGUGAACUGAAUAGUUUCUCCUUGAAACUACCCUAGAAGUCACAGCAGAUACUUUGAAAGCUGCUCUUCUCCCCAGAGUAUAGUGUAUUUUUUUCUUGGUGCAUAUGAUGAGAUGUGGAAGCUUAUGGUGGGAAAAGGAAUAAUGAUAAAUUUUUUAAUAGAUACAGCAGUGGGUAAUAGGAUGCAGAGGUGUUACGUUGAAGUGAAAAAAAGGUUGAUUGGCAGGAAUUCGGAAUUACAGGAUAAGGGCUGGGGAGAUGGUUCAGUGGUCAAUGGUGCAUGCUUAUGAAAUUACAGGACAAACAUGCUAUGGUUUCCUAGAAUAUGGAUAACAUCGUUUGUAUCCAGAACAAAACACAGCAGGAAUUGUGAAGGCCCAGGCCAGCUAAUGAAUGGGUUAGUGUUUGGGAACUUCUUUGAAGGGAGUGAGGUCUGAUCAGAUCUUGGUAAGAUACAUGCACAUUUAGGAAGUGGAGGCUCCUUGGUAAGUCUAGGUGGGCUGAUGGUGGGGAAAGCAUGGUUUUUGUAUGCUUUUGGACCCAAAUUACAGGGGCACUCGGGCAUUUUCUAGUUGUUCCAGUGAUAGAGCUAAGCAUUCAGAUGCUAGUUAACUUCAUAUAUCCUGAUAGAUUUUGUAAGAAACCUUGAAUCCAUAGCAUAUAUGUAAGAGAAUAAGGCUUUAAGAAAAUGAAAAGAGCUGGGUGUGGUGGCUCACGCUUUUAAUCCCAGCACUUGGGAGGCAGAGGUAGGAGGAUGGAAAUGAGUUCAAGGUCACCCU